AUGUCGGUUGCUGAGCAGUUGGUUGAGAUGGGAUUUGAUCCAGAGAAGGCGAAACUAGCUGCGGAGGCUGCUGGAACUUUGGAAGGGGUAUGAAAAUUAGAUUUUUGUGGAAAUUGUCGAAACAAAGAAAUACAUUUUCAGGCAAUCGAUUGGAUUUCGAACAAUGAUGGGGCAACUGUAGCAGCACCUGCACCAGCAGCUACAGAACCUGUGGCAGAAGUUGCAGCAAGUUUCAAGUGUAAUGACUGUGGAAAACUUCUUCGAGACGAGGAUGCAAUCAUGUUCCACGCCUCGAAAACCAAACACGACAACUUCAGCGAAUCUUCUGAGGAAAUUAAACCACUAACCGCUGAAGAAAAAGCCAAACAAGUUGAAGAAAUUCGCGUCAAAAUUAAAGAAAAUCAAGCGAAGAAGGCAAAAAUUGAGGCUGAAGAGCAACGAGAACGCGAACGAAAACGACGUGAAGACGGAAAAGCAAUGAUUGCGAUGAAAGAAGAUAUGAGAGAUCGUGAAUAUCGAGAGGCAGCAGAGAAAAGAAGACGUGAAAAGGCGGAAGAUGAAGCGGUUAAAAGGAAGAUUUUGGAGCAAAUUAAGGUAGGGAAUACAGAGAGAUUUUGUAUCAGAAAAUAAUCUGAAAUUUUUAGGCUGACCGCGAAGCUAAGAAAAAUGGUGGAAAACCAGUUGAAGUGGCGCCAACAAGUUCUGCUCCAACUGUUGCACCAACACCAGCAAAACCACGCGAUUAUAAUUCAACCACUAUUCAAAUUCGACUUUUGAACGGACAAGCUGUGAAACAAGAAUUCAAUUCCAAAGAGACGGUGAGAUUUUUCAGAAUUUUCAGAAGAAUUUCCACAAGCAAGAAAUCUGAUAAUUUUAUAUCUAAAUGUUUCGAUUUUGUGUUGUUCAAAACAUUUGAAAACGUAGAAUAAAUUUUGAAUUUUUCGGCUUAAAAUUCAAAAAAUAAAAUGUAUUUUUUGUAGCUCGCCAUGGUUCGUGCUUGGAUCGAAACAAAUCAUUCGGAUGGUACUCCUUUCACUAUGAUGACACCAUUUCCAAGAAAAGUAUUUGACGAGGAAAAUAUGGAACAACCACUUCAAUCACUUGGUAAGUCUUUAAAAUCUGAAAAUUUUGACUGAACUAUCGAGAUUUUCAGGGUUUUUUACCCCAGAAAAUUUAAUUUUUUAGAUUUGGUACCUUCUGCAAAUAUUGUAUUGACAAGAAAAUAA
Molecule: messenger RNA, 1226 nt
Organism: Caenorhabditis angaria
Lineage: Eukaryota; Metazoa; Nematoda; Chromadorea; Rhabditida; Rhabditidae
Source: the annotation of a GenBank genome assembly